AUCCUGUUGAUGACGCUACAGGACAGAAACGAGAAGCUGUUCUACCGUUUGUUGACCUCUUACAUCGAGGAGUUCAUGCCCAUCGUGUACACGCCCACCGUCGGUCUGGCAUGUCAGCAGUUCAGGAGACCACGAGGACUCUUCAUCACCAUCCACGACAAAGGACACAUUGCCUCCAUGCUCAACUCCUGGCCAGAAGAAGACAUAAAGGCCAUCGUUGUGACAGAUGGGGAGCGUAUCCUCGGGCUUGGUGACCUUGGAAGCUACGGGAUGGGGAUUCCUGUCGGGAAGCUGGCGCUCUACACGGCGUGUGGGGGUGUUCGGCCACAUAAUUGUCUCCCGGUCCUGCUGGACGUCGGCACUGACAACCAGACGCUGCUCGAUGACCCACUGUACAUCGGACUGAGGCACAAGAGAAUCAGAGGAAAGGAAUAUGACGACCUGGUGGAUGAGUUCAUGCAGGCGGUGACAGACAAGUACGGGAUGGACUGUCUCAUUCAGUUUGAGGAUUUCGCCAACAGCAACGCCUUUCGCAUCCUCAACAAAUACAGGCAUCGCUACUGCACCUUCAACGACGACAUCCAAGGCACGGCCUCAGUAGCUGUUGCCGGGGUCUUAGCUGCUCUGAAGCUCACCAAGAACAAACUGUUAGACCACACCUUUGUUUUCCAAGGAGCAGGCGAGGCGGCUCUGGGUAUCGCUAACCUGCUCAUCAUGGCCAUGGCCAAAGAGGGGGUAUCCAGAGAGGAAGCUGCCAAGAGGAUCUGGAUGGUCGACUCCAAAGGUCUCAUUGUGAAGGGAAGAGGUCAUAUAAACCACGAGAAAGAGGAGUUUGCCCACGACCACCCGCACCUGAAGACCCUGGAGGAGGUCGUGGAAACCAUCAAACCCACUGCCAUCAUAGGCGUGGCUGCUAUCAGAGGAGCGUUUACUGAGAAGAUCAUCAAAAACAUGGCGUCCUUCAAUGAGAGGCCCAUCAUCUUCGCCCUGAGCAACCCCACCAGCAAGGCGGAGUGCACGGCGGAGCAGUGCUACACGCUCACAGAGGGUCGUGGCAUCUUCGCCAGUGGAAGUCCGUUUGACAAGGUGACGCUGGCUGAUGGACGCACCUUCUACCCCGGGCAGGGAAACAACGCAUACGUCUUUCCUGGAGUGGCUUUGGGUGUUAUAGCCUGCAGGGUGCGCCACAUAUCUGACGACAUCUUCCUCACCACAGCAGAGGCGAUAGCUGAUAUGGUAACAGAGGAGCACCUGGCUGAGGGACGACUUUAUCCUCCUCUGAGCACCAUCAGAGAGGUGUCCUUCAAGAUAGCAGUUAAGGUUGUCAACCACGCUUACAAACACAACAUUGCUUCGGUGUACCCCGAGCCUAAAGACAAGGAGGCGUUUGUGCUGUCUCACAUCUACAGUCCUGAUUACGACUCCUUCACUCUGGACUCGUACGGCUGGCCACAGGAGGCCAUGAAGGUCCAGGACGUGUGAUCAGCUGGUGUCUAAACUCAAUACUCUGCCCUGGCAUCACGCCCAAAUUCUGCAUUGCCUCCAUAAAUACAUACUUAGCCAAUGAUAUGCAACAUGCUUUUUUUUUUUCUUAUUAUGGUUUGUUUAAAAAAAAAAAAAGUUGUUUCCAUAGCGCUCAUUAUCAACUUGCUGCCCAUCAAACACUGCCACAUGCUGUAUAUAGAUCUUCUCUAUGAUGCCGGUCAGACCUGGUAUCAAAUUAACAUUUGUCCUGAGUGAUCCGAUCACAAGAGGUUGGCUCUAAGCACAAGUGUGAACGCUCCUUAAUGUGUCAUGAGAUCUCAUUCUUCUUUGCUGCGUGAAUGCAAAUCUGUCCUGGAUCACAUGAAGGGCCUGCAGCAGGUCAGCUGACGUCUCCGACCUGCUGCAGUUACACAAUGAGUUAAACCCAUUUUUGCGCCUCUCAGUGACCAUGUUCUUUUGUUUGUGGCCCCAGCAUCGAGGUCGAUCGGCACACAAUGGCCGAUGCUUCGCUUAAAUUGGUCGAAUCUUUGGUCACAGUAGAUCUGCAGCUCAUUGUGUUCAGUCAUUGCUUGCUCCCUCUGAUGUUUUCUGUAGUAUGCUCAGAGAAAGCUUUCCCCUCAACUGAGUGCGACCGUCAGGAUGUCUCCUUUUAUGGUAGUGCGUUUUCCUCCAGUUUAGUACGGAGCUCUGCCUGUUGUGUUUUUGCCAAAGUAACAGAUGAGAUGUAUCUUAUCUUAUUUUACUCUUAGAGAAUAUGAUGCUCAGAGCGCUUUAGUACUGCGAGACAAGCUUGACGUUUUUUAAAGAGAAAAUUAAACUUUUUCAAUAAAAUUGUUGUGACAAUA
Molecule: messenger RNA, 2330 nt
Organism: Pleuronectes platessa (European plaice)
Lineage: Eukaryota; Metazoa; Chordata; Actinopteri; Pleuronectiformes; Pleuronectidae
Product: NADP-dependent malic enzyme, mitochondrial-like
Biological process (GO): pyruvate metabolic process; malate metabolic process
Cellular component (GO): mitochondrion
Molecular function (GO): malate dehydrogenase (decarboxylating) (NADP+) activity; malate dehydrogenase (decarboxylating) (NAD+) activity; NAD binding
Source: RefSeq, a predicted model, not a curated record